AUGAAGCCCUCUUUAUUCUGGUGCAGCCUUUUGGCAUGUAUUUCUCCUCUUGUAUCUGCUACUGCCCUCACAUAUAAGCUUAGCGCCAAUGAAAAGGCAUGCUUUUAUUCCAAUGUCGACAAACAAGGUGCUAAAAUAGCUUUCUACUUCGCUGUCCAAGCUGGAGGUUCUUUCGAUGUGGAUUAUGAGGUUGUGGGUCCGAAUGAGAGAGUUAUCAUGAAGGAAGAAAAAGAGCGACAGGGUGACUUUGUCUUUACUGCCACGGAGGUCGGGGAAUAUAGGUUUUGCUUCAACAAUCAGAUGAGCACCUUUUCAGAAAAGUUUGUCGACUUCGAAAUCGCUGUUGAGAAUGAACCACGAGCUUCGAUACCCUCGAAACAAGGCACAACUCCCGAGCAGACAUCCGCAUUGGAGGAAUCCAUCUUCAAACUUUCAGGCCAGCUUUCCACCAUUACGAGAAAUCAAAAAUACUUCCGCACAAGAGAGAAUAGGAACUUCAGCACGGUGAGGAGUACGGAGAGGAGGAUCUUUAACUUUAGUGUUAUUGAAAGCUUGAUGAUGAUGUGCAUGGCUGCACUACAAGUCUUCAUUGUCCGAUUCUUCUUCCAGGUACGUCGUUCUAGCUUCAGUAUACGUAUAGAGGAUCUAACGAGGGGAAUUAGGGCGCUAGAAAAGGUUACGUGUGAACCAUUUGGGUAUGGAAAGGGUGAAGAAGAGGAGAUUCCACAACAUGCGCAACAGAGAGGCCCUCGAAUCUUAGGCGCAGGCGCUUUGGAUGACGCCCAGAUCGUAUUAAAGAAAAUUGGGCCUCCAUCAUACGGUAAUCGAACGGGUUGGCGGCCGCGAGGACAGGAAGACUUCGGUGAUGGAGGUGCUUUUCCAGAAAUUCCCGUCGCGCAAUACCCCUUGGAUAUGGGACGCAAAUCUACUUCAUCGAAUAAUGCGCUAGCCCUUCAAGUCGAUGGCGAGGGAAAAGUCAAGUACGAUGCCAUAGCACGACAAGGUCAUAACGACAAGCGAAUAGUGCACGCCUCUUUUAAGGACCUUAUACCUCUUCGACAACGAGCUGAUGCCGGAGACGUUAAUUUGGAUAGACCAAGUGAGGAGGAAGUUGCGGCUUCUACGGAGAGGACGAAGAAUGCCUUGGCAACUCUUGUCAGUGGUGCGGUAGCUGCGCAAAAACCCAAGAACGUUAAUGUUGGAGGAAGAAAGGAUCCUACUUAUGUCAGAUAUACUCCAGCGAAUCAAAUGGGCGAUAACUCGAGAAAAAAUGAUCGGAUCAUGAAGAUUGUGGAAAGACAGCAGGACCCUAUGGAGCCUCCCAAAUUCAAGCAUAAAAAGAUUCCCCGUGGUCCACCUAGUCCUCCAGCUCCAGUCAUGCAUUCGCCUCCGCGGAAACUGACAGCAGAGGAUCAGGAAGCUUGGAAGAUACCACCUCCGGUCUCGAACUGGAAAAAUCCAAAGGGUUACACUGUUCCACUCGACAAACGAUUAGCUGCAGAUGGAAGAGGAUUACAGGAUGUCACUAUCAAUGAUAAAUUCGCACAAUUCGCAGAGGCUCUUUUCACAGCAGACCGGCAUGCACGAGAGGAAGUCAAGCAGAGAGCAUUGAUGCAGCAAAGGCUAGCGGAGAAGGAGAAGUCACAAAAAGAAGACCAUCUUCGCAUGCUAGCACAGAAGGCACGAGAAGAGAGAGCUGGAGCCGGCACUGGGUCCGGAAGGCGAGACUCGAGAUCGUCAAGAUCUCGUUCGGGGAGCUACAGUGAUUCUGAGUCUGAGCAAUCUAAUAGCGACGACGAAGAAUUCAGAGAGCGAGAAAAGAUGCGUCAAGAAAAACGCAGAGAUGAAGAACGAAAGUUACGUCAGUCGCGCAUGGGUGCUGAGAGGAGGAUACAAAUGAUGGCUCGAGAGCAAAAUCGAGAUAUUUCGGAGAAAGUCGCUUUGGGCUUGGCAAAACCUACACAGUCAGCCGAAACCAUGUUUGAUUCCCGAUUGUUCAAUCGGACCAGUGGCUUCGAUAGUGGAUUCAACGAGGAUCAAGCCUACGACAAACCCCUAUUCGCGGCUCAAGAUGCCAUUAGCAGUAUUUAUCGGCCACGGCAGAAUAUGGAUGACGAUGAUGAUGAAGCGGCAGCUGAAGGUGAGAUGGCAAAGAUACAGAAAAGUAAUAGAUUUGGGGAUGCCCUUGGAAAGGGGACUUUUCGAGGUGCAGCAGAUGUCGAGGUAAGAAAUCCCUCCUUGAUCAUGACUGAGGGUGAAGCUAAUUUUGAGGGGGGUAAACAGGCGAGAGAAGGACCGGUGCAGUUUGAGAAGGAUAUCGGGGAUGUUUUCAACGUUGAUGAUUUCCUUAGCAAGGUCGGCGAAACUUCUAAUAAAAGGGAGUAUGGCUUACAAGAAGACGAGGAAAGGUCAAACAAACGAGCGAGGGUGGAUGAGAAUGUUGAUUAA
Sclerotinia borealis F-4128 is the source of this 2448-nucleotide messenger RNA. Lineage: Eukaryota; Fungi; Ascomycota; Leotiomycetes; Helotiales; Sclerotiniaceae. The record is from the annotation of a GenBank genome assembly.